CAAAAUACACCAUGGCAACAGCCACCUUCUACGGUGGCUCCGACGCCUCCGGAACCAUGGGUGGGGCUUGUGGAUACGGAAAUCUAUACAGCCAAGGGUACGGAGUUAACACGGCGGCACUGAGCACAGCGCUGUUUAACAAUGGCCUCAGCUGCGGAGCCUGCUUUGAGCUCAAGUGUGCAGACGACCCCAGCUGGUGCCACUCUGGAAGUCCAUCUAUUUUCAUCACCGCCACUAACUUUUGCCCUCCCAAUUUUGCCCAACCAAGCGACAAUGGCGGAUGGUGCAACCCUCCUAGGCCCCACUUCGACCUCGCCAUGCCCAUGUUCCUCAAGAUUGCCGAGUACAGAGCUGGGAUCGUCCCUGUUUCCUACCGUAGGUUAGUAAAGCUCACGUCUCUGUUUUUUAUGCUCUGUUUUUGUUCUCUGUUUUCCUUGCUCUAUUUUUAG
Messenger RNA from Malus domestica (apple), 449 nucleotides. The record is from RefSeq and is a predicted model, not a curated record. NCBI's taxonomy places the organism in Eukaryota, Viridiplantae, Streptophyta, Magnoliopsida, Rosales, Rosaceae.